This is a messenger RNA of Setaria italica (foxtail millet), 3084 nucleotides long. RefSeq names its product DDT domain-containing protein DDR4. The record is from RefSeq and is a predicted model, not a curated record. Gene Ontology annotation, biological process: regulation of DNA-templated transcription. Gene Ontology annotation, cellular component: RSF complex. Bases 16 to 2328 code for a protein of 770 amino acids. The transcript is spliced from 12 exons. NCBI's taxonomy places the organism in Eukaryota, Viridiplantae, Streptophyta, Magnoliopsida, Poales, Poaceae.
CGCUCCCCUCCUCCCAUGGCCUCCGCCUCCCCCUCCCCGCCCGCCGCUUCCCCCUCCGACCCAAACCCUAACCCUAGCCCCGGCGCAGAUCCCCGAUCUGAUCCUUCCCCCAUGCCCGACGCCGCCGGCGGUGCCUCUCCCGCCUCCCCGGAGAAGCGGGAGGAGGAGGAGGAGGAGGCGGAGGCGCCGCCGGGGAAGGCGGGGAAGCGGGCGGCCCCGCCGGCGGAGGAGGAGCAGCAGCCGACCCCGCGGAAGACGCGCCUCCCGCGCGCGUGCAACAACAAGCCCAAGCCCCCGCCGCCGCCGCCGCCCGAGCGGCCGCGCCGGCGCGCGGCGGCGGCGGCGGCGGCGGGCGCGGACGACACGCCGCAAUGCCGCGUGGUUACGCCGCUCGUGUUGGAGCCCGUGGCGCCCGCGGAGCUGCCCCGCUGGCGGCUCCGCUGCAUGUGGGAGCUCGGCUCCGUCCUCAACUUCCUCCACGUGUUCCGGCCUCUGCUCAACAUCACUGCGGAGUUCACGGCCGAGGACCUCGAGGCGGCGCUUAUCACGCCCAACGAGACCCUAGACGAUGUGCACAUGCCGCUGCUAAAGUCGAUUCCUCCGGUAACUCGCAUGGCCAUGGGGCGUGGAACCUGGGUGACCGUCCUGUGUAGAAAGCUGAAGGAUUGGUGGCAUUGGGUUGCAGAAGGUGAUCUUCCAAUAGUUGCAUCCCAUGGAACUGAAAUUGAAACGUACAAGACACUAGAGCCGGCGACUCGUUUAGUGAUUUUGAAAGCUAUAUGUGAUAUUCGUGUUGAGCAAGAUGAUAUUCGGAAUUUCAUCGACAGUUCCCUCAAGCAAGGCCAUGACCUAUCUACCUUCCGUAAAGAACGGAUUGGUGGAGAUUCCCUUGGAAUCUCAUACUGGUAUGAAGAUGAUGAGAUUCUCGGACAUAGAUUGUAUCGUGAGAUUAGACGGGUGGAACAGGUCAAGAAGGAGCCAGGAAAGAGAUCCAGGGGAAAAGGAGGAUCUUCAGCUAUUUCAGUUGUGUCCUAUCAGUGGGAAACUGUCGCGUCAAACUUUGAUGAGUUUGAUGAUGUUGCAGAAAAACUCUUUUCAAGCCGGAACAGGACAGAGGUUUCCCUUGGAAAGAAGCUGAAGAUCGAAUAUCUUCCAGAGAUAGAAAAGAUCCAUAAAAAGAAAGAGAGGUUGCUCAAAAAGCAACAAAGAGAAGCCCUCCUCCUUGAUAGCUACUUGACAUCAGAUGGUCUUACGACUGGUCGCUCUCUCCGUGAUAGAAAGCCUGUGACUUACACAUUUGAUGAUUUUGAUCGCUCAAUAAAUGAAGCCAUCAAAAUUACAAAGAAAAGAGAGGAGAACUCAGCUGAGCCUGUCACUACUACUACUACCACCAAUAGAAGGGUGCUUCCUCUGAGAUCAGAGGCACCAAGCAAUGGAAAGUUAAAUGGUCCCUCACCAACAGCCAACGAUUCAUUUGACGGGAAUUCUUCGAAGUCGGAUGACUACCGAGACAGUGAUGGUGAACAAGAAAAUGAGGCACUUGAUCGCAGCAACCGCCGGAGGAAAAGAUCUCAGAGGUACACACAAGAUUUUGUUGAAGCUGUCUCGGAUAUUGAUCCAAAUUUUGACAGCGAUGAUGAUAUCAUGGGAGAGGCAGUGUAUGAUGAGGAAUACCUGAGAAGUCGUAAACAGCAGAAGGCAUCGAGUGCUUCUGAAGAGGAUGAAGAGUUCCGGUUGGAAGAAGAUGCUGAAGAUGAUGAUGAAGAAGAAGAGGAAUAUUCGUUGAGUACCAGUGAAGAUAUUGAGCCACAACAGCAUAAAAAAUUGGAAACACGUGGCCGGCGAGGUUCCAAGUUGAGAUCUGUUGAUGAAAUCCAGAGCGGUCUCAGACGCAGCAAGCGCUCUUCACGUCCUCGUAUUAACUAUCGGCAAUAUGAUUUUUCAGACUCGGAUACAGAGCCAGGAAAGGCAAGGAAAUCUGAUGCAUCAGAUCCUGAUGCUGGCUCUGAUGCAGAGAAUGAUAUGGAACUCUCGACGUCAAGUCAAGAGCAAGAGGAGGAAGAAGAGGAUGAUAGUCCUGAUGAGCAAAACGGUAAUAAUGUGAAUGAUAAAAUGGAGGAGGACCAUGCUGUAGCAGAAAAUAAAGUAGAACCAGAUGAGCAGCAGGAGCAGCAACAGCAGCAGCCUGUAGAGAAGAUGGACCAUGCUCCCAGCAGGGAAAGUGAAAGUGUAGGGAGAACAUUCCUAGAUCUAAAUCAGCUUGCACCUGGAGGUGGCUUUGAUGAUGGGCCAAGCCUGACAGUGAAAGAUGACAUGGAUAACAGUUAGGACAUAAGUUUUUUGAUACAUUUGAAUGCUGGUGGCUGGUAUUCCGACUUCCGAGUAUGGACAGAUCAAUGGGCUUGUAAUGAAUGGUGCGAGAAUAUAUUGGUGGUUUGAGCUGAUAGCUUCAUUGAUUUGCAGUAACAGGAGAGGCGAGGUUCCACUGGAAGUGGGUUUGAGCUUCUUCAAAUGUUAUCCGAGUGCUAUUUCAUACUUGGAAGCCAUGAGGAAGUUUUGCUUUUGGUUAUGUACACUACAUGAAGGGCGCGCAUCAAUGGACCGCUGCUGUAUUAUGGCCAGACUAAUUGAUGCUGCAUUGCGGCCAGUUCUGUAGGCUAUAACUUUAUUGCCUCCGUUUAUUUAGUUUUAGGCGCGUGAUGCCAAUGAGAAUAUGGAGGAAAUCUGUACACUGAGUGCAGUCCAUCGGCAUUUGUGAAACUUUUUCCACAUGUAGAUUGUAGCUUUAAGGUUGAACAGGAUUAGUUCUGUAUCUAUAUCUGACAACCUGAUUUGUUUGGUCACCUGUGUAGCUGACUUUGAACUGCCCCUCUCAGAUGCAUCGGCUCUUCUCAUUCGCCCUAGAUGGAGAAGGCACUGCAUGUAUUAAGCUGAUGUUGCCUUUGGAUGCAUCCAUUGCAUUGUAUCGCUGGUCUGGACAAUGCUAUAUGGCCACUAAAUUUUGGGGAUGUUCUUUUGUGCAGUCUCUUAUGAAGGCAAGAGCAAAAUUAUGCAACAUAGAGUUUCAUUCAGUACCACAACCAA